AUGGCUGAAGCAACAUUGAAUUAUCAAAAUAUCCGAACGAUGCAUGCCGCUCGUGAAGCAGAUGAUUUGCGAAUCGAAAAUCGAAAAAGAAAUUUAAUUAUUCUCGUCUUACAAUGGCUUGCUGAAGAAGGUUACAUCGAAUCUGCACGGGAGCUCGAACAAGAAACGCAUCUUGAUGUUAGUAAAUACGAUGUUUGCGACAAUAUUGGUCUUGAUACAAUUCUUCAGGAAUAUGAGUCAUAUUUUUAUGUUAAAUUUAAUCGGUACCCAAAAUUGACGAAAAAAAUCGCACCGGCAGCCGCAUUUACAAGUAAACUGUCAGCUAAACUAGCCAAUGCUCAGUCAACGACUCGUCGUAGUAAUGUUCCAUCAUUGCCACGAGUGCUUAGCAACGGAAAUGAAGGCACAGCAGCUGGCAAUGGUUCAUCUCAACGUUCUCCAACAGUGGGAGAUGUAAUACGGAAAUUAUCGAACACUCGAAAACUCAAUCGAACGAACUCAGAGAAACUUCCAUCAUCAACUUCCAUGUCAUCCUCAGGUUCUCAAUCACAAUCAGGAAUUCCUAGUAUUCAACAUUCAGUUAGUUCUGUGGAAGAAAUGGCACUUUCAUUCAUGAAAGUGUCAUCAGUCAAAACAACUUCUUCAUCGAACGAUCAACAACAGUGUGCAAACAAGAGAAAAUAUCCUACAGCGAUAAUCGAUUGUCGUUCGAUGCUCAAUGACAAUUUGCGUGGACCGAUCGAAAAUCCUCCAGAUCCAUCUGACCGUUUGCUGAAACCGCUCGGUGGUUAUGCUGGUUACAAUGCCGAAUGGCGUGAAUUAGCCGAAGUUGUCAGUCGGAUAUUUUAUGUUGAAGGUUCUCAUCAUCAUUCUUCAUAUCAAGUCUGA
This is a messenger RNA of Adineta ricciae, 888 nucleotides long. The record is from the annotation of a GenBank genome assembly. Lineage: Eukaryota; Metazoa; Rotifera; Eurotatoria; Adinetida; Adinetidae.